Molecule: messenger RNA, 3005 nt
Organism: Oxyura jamaicensis (ruddy duck)
Lineage: Eukaryota; Metazoa; Chordata; Aves; Anseriformes; Anatidae
Product: SWI/SNF-related matrix-associated actin-dependent regulator of chromatin subfamily A containing DEAD/H box 1-like
Exons: 14
Coding region: 433-2319 (628 amino acids)
Cellular component (GO): nucleus
Molecular function (GO): DNA binding; chromatin binding; ATP binding
Source: RefSeq, a predicted model, not a curated record
CGUUUCUUAAUAGCCUUCCACACAUCUUGGUUUGCUUUGAUCCUCAUGUUAUGCUCAUGCCUUGUAUUUUUAAUAUCUAGCAAAGCUAGCCAGAGCUGUUCUGUAUUAAUCCUUGGUAUGCUGCAGGUGGAUAGAGGGAAGAGCAGCAGCUACAAGAAUCACUUCAUUUUGCAGGGCAUGCCAGUAGAACAAGGAAGUGCUGAAGUGGUUUUUGCUCUUGCUGUUUUAAGAAAGAUUAGGGGAAAACUUGCUGAAAACCUAAGGAGCAAAACAUGAGUCCUCCAGUGCUGGCAGCACUAUUUUAUAAAGCUUUGUGAACUGAAAGCUGAUAGGCACAGUGCUGGGAGUUGUAAACCAGUGUUUGAUCUGCUACUUCCCUGUCUGUUAUCAGUGUUCACAGUGUUUUAUUAUUUUGUUUUGCAGUUUACAAAAAUGACUAAGACUACUGGCUUGUCAGAAGACAUACUGCGGAAUUGCAAGAUCCUGCUGAAGGAGAGGGACGUGGUUCUCAAGCUCAUGAAUAAAUGUGAAGACAUUUCAAAGAAACUGACAAAACAUGUAACUAGGAUUACUGAAGAUGGAGGUGGUGGAUGGAACGUAGAGCAGCCUUCCAUUCUGAAUAAGAGCUUGACACUGAAGCCAUUUCAGACGAUUGGUUUGAACUGGUUAGCACUUCUUCAUAGUCAUGGAUUGAAUGGUAUUUUAGCUGAUGAAAUGGGCUUAGGAAAAACAAUUCAAGCUAUUGCAUUUCUGGCUUAUCUCUACCAAAAGGGCAAAACAGGUCCCCACUUGAUAGUUGUGCCAGCUUCAACAUUAGAUAACUGGAUAAGAGAAAUUCAUCUGUGGUGUCCUGAACUGAAACUCCUUUAUUACUACGGAUCCCAGGAAGAGCGGAAAAAUAUCCGGACGGACAUUAAUAAUAACGUUUUAGAUUUCAAUGUCAUUAUAACUACGUAUAAAUGUGCAAUUAGCAGCUCAGAUGAUCGACGACUGUUUCACAGGCUCAAUCUCAACUAUGCAAUUUUUGAUGAAGGUCAUAUGCUCAAGAACAUGAGCUCUGUACGCUACCAGCACCUUAUGAGAAUUAAUGCAAAGAGUCGCUUACUGCUAACAGGAACUCCAGUUCAGAAUAAUCUGUUGGAAUUGAUGUCUCUCUUGAACUUUGUCAUGCCACAUAUGUUCAGUAGCAGAGCUAGUGAAAUCCGAAGGAUGUUCUCUUCAAAAAUAAAGAGUACUGAAGAACAGAGCAUGUAUGAACAGGAUAGGAUUGCACACGCCAAGCAGAUAAUAAAGCCAUUCAUCCUAAGAAGAGUAAAAGAUGAGGUCCUUAAACAGCUACCUCCCAAAAAAGAUCACAUUGAAUUAUGUGCCAUGUCUGAGAAACAAGAGCAACUCUACUGUGAUCUCGUAAAUAAGCUAAAGAAAAGUAUUAACGGUAACGAGAAAAAGUCUGAUAUGGGAAAUGUAAUGAUGCAACUUAGAAAAAUGGCUAAUCAUCCUCUCUUACAUCGUCAGUAUUACACAAAUGACAAGCUUAGAACAAUGUCCACACUCAUGCUCAAGGAGCGCACACAUUUUGAUGCAAAUCCUGACCUUAUCUUCGAAGAUAUGACAGUAAUGACAGAUUUUGAACUACAUUUGCUUUGCAAGCAAUACCCUCAUGUCAAUGACUUCAAGUUAGACAUGGAUCAGAUUUUGGAUUCUGGAAAGUUCAGAGCAUUAGAACGUAUUCUGUCUGACCUUAAAGCAAAGGGCGACAGAGUUGUGUUGUUUAGCCAGUUUACCAUGAUGCUGGAUAUCUUGGAAGUUUUCCUAAAACAUUGGCAACAUACAUAUAUCAGGUUGGAUGGAAAAACACAUAUUUCUGAUAGGAUACAUCUGAUAGAUCAGUUCAAUACAGAUAUGGGAAUAUUUGUGUUCCUCAUGUCAACCAAAGCUGGUGGCUUGGGAAUCAAUCUGACUUCAGCAAAUGCUGUUAUUCUUCAUGACAUUGAUUGCAACCCAUACAAUGAUAAGCAAGCAGAAGACCGAUGCCAUAGAGUAGGUCAGACAAGGGAAGUAAAAGUCAUAAAGCUAAUCAGUAAAGGGACUGUUGAAGAAUCCAUGCUCAAAAUCAGCCAACAGAAAUUGAAGUUAGAACAAGAUAUGACUGCAACGGAUUCGGGUAAGCCUCCUGCUCAUAAUUAUGUCCACUUAAGUGAGUUAAGGAGAUCACUGAAACCUAUUAUUCUGAAAAACAAGAUCUGUGAUUCAGAUAAGACAAUUUUGGUUUAUGUUAAACUAGAAAGAUGUAUUGUGCUGAUUUACUGUGCAGUAUGACAGGAAGUGCUUUUGGAAUCUGACACAAGUCAAUGCUAGAUGUUUACAAGUGAGGAUUGUCUACAGUUUUUGUAUUCUAGACUUUUGUCUGUUUAUGUAAACACUAACGCAUAUUUUUAUCCUUCAGGAGAAGAAGGGACCAUUCCAACAGAUAUAGCCACGUUAUUAAAAGCCUCGUUAGGCCUCUAAAAUAUAAGUAUGUUUGGAAUUAAAGGAAUAAAGGUAAUGUUGUACCUACCCCAAGGACUCGCUCAUAAAGUUCAUGGUCACCAAUACUGUAAAUUUAUAACUUUUUAUAGUUUCUUCAUUGUAUUCCUCAUGGUAUUGACGAUUUUUAACACCAACAGCAUUCUUUUGAUGCUUGAAAACAGAAAUAGCACAAACAUGCCAACAUCAGAUGCUGAAAAAACGUUAUUUUAUAGGACAUUUUUCAAAAUGGGGACCUAAGUAGUAAUUGUUUUAACAGAUCUGCUACUGCUGAAGGUUUGUCAGUAUUUUUGUAAUUAUUUCUACCUCCAAAUAUAUAUAUAAAAGGACUGUCUGUUUCACUGGACUAUGCGUGUAGAUUUUUUAUAUGUGCCUUAUUUGACAAUGCUCGAGUCUGUUUCUGCUUGUUUUGGUUCACUUGAUACACUGUACCGGUUUUUUAUCAACUUGUUCAAAUAAAAUUCCAUCGAUUAACAAAA